This is a messenger RNA of Pocillopora damicornis (cauliflower coral), 1513 nucleotides long. RefSeq names its product cyclic GMP-AMP synthase-like receptor 1. NCBI's taxonomy places the organism in Eukaryota, Metazoa, Cnidaria, Anthozoa, Scleractinia, Pocilloporidae. The record is from RefSeq and is a predicted model, not a curated record.
UCGUAACUGAAUCUUUGUGAUACCACAGUAAGGUAAAAAGCAAAAUCAUUGUUGAAACGAAGGAGGAUAUGGAUACCUCGACUAGGAAAGCAUUUUUUCACAAAUUACAGUCAAAUCCGCGCUGGAUAGACCAUGUGGUACCAAUGUUGCAAGCUGAAAAUGGAGAAGGAGACACUGCGAAGGAUUCGCCCUUCGAAUUAGUGGAAUCAGUCGUGAAUAUUCUCUUAAGCGCUGUGGCACAAUACGACUCGAAGUUUUCAUUCCAACCUGUCGAUGCGUCAAGUUUCUUCACGGAAAAGGAGAGGAACCAUUUUGAAUUGCUUCUUUUCCUUAGUUCAGACAGCCUUCGCCCUGCCGAAAUACGUUUGCAACAAGAAGGAUGUUCUCCGGGUGUCACGCUGGUCGAGGUGAUUCAAAACACGCACACUCUCAACACAUGGAAAAGUGAAUGCAGCAGAUCUUCUUCCGGACAGGAAUAUUUGUCAUCGAAAAUGUUACGAAAUGCAUUUUCUAAUCUUCUGUCCAUAUUGCUUACAGACAUGUUAUAUUUGCAGCUAUACCAUAACAAAACAACCCGUGGCAUUGAGGUCAGGAAUAUUUCUUCUGACAAUGAGGUCCGUGUUGAGAUUGACUUCCGAGGUUUGAUACUAACUGUUGACUUGUUAACUGCUAUUGAUUGCGAAGGUUUAUUGCCGAUUCACACUUAUCCUUCAAAAGGAAAAAAACUGGGUCACAAAAGAAACUCGCCUUCUAAACGGAAAACAGUUAACUGUGGGAUUCAGCUGGUUUCGAAAGCUACCUCGGUGGAGUAUCAUUGGAGAAUUUGGUAUUGCAAAGCAGAGAGAUUUGAGCUCGAUUUCAAAAGAUUUCCUCAAAGAUGGGAAAGUUUUCAGCUCUUUAAAACAUUGGUUUACAAAAAACUUGGUUGCAAUUUUCUUAAGCCAUACCUAUUACAGACUGUUUUGUUACACGAAUGCGCAAAAUUUUCUGAUGUAGAUCAGUGGACCGAAGAGAAACUCCCUUCUCGUUUUCAUGGUCUCGUCGAGGUUUUAGAGUCGUUCGCUCGUGAUAAGAAUUGUCCCCAUUUCUUCAUUCCGUCUUUAAACUUGUUCACUGAAAUAAGCAAUGAAGAUCUGAAGGGCUUAUGUAGAAAGAUUAAAUUCAUCAGAGAAAGAUGUGGAAAAGUUAAAGGGCAAGAAAGCUUUCUGGAAAAAGAUUGAGUCUUCCAAUUAUUGCGAAUAGAAAACAGAUGGUUGUAAAUGACCGUGGAUGUUUUUUUAAUAGGACUUAUUUUUGUAUUUAUAUGUCAAGUUAUUCUAAUAUUUUUCUGAAUCUGCGACGGAAAGGCUUUUGAGUUUCACCUACUGAUUGGUUGUGAUUCUUAGCAAAUAUGUAGCUAGUUAUGGUUUAGUUCAGAAAUCUGGGUAUUUGAAUCGUGCAAGUGUUUGUCAAGACAAAGGUGGGGUACUAAAAGGAAUGUGUUCUGAUAUAUUUUUGUUUGAGUAGAAAAUAA